AUGCAGCAUGCAGCCAGCUUAACCCGGCUGUCCCGGGGGUCGCCAUUUCCAGGCUCAUUCAGACUCACAACCCCUUCCGCAAAGCCACCAGCCUCGUCAGUUUCAGAAUCGCUCAAGCAACUUCUCGAUCAAUCUCGACAGCUCCAUGCUGGGAUAGCCAGUGCCUCGAGUCUCAACGCAAACUCUGGCUUCAACCAAUUCUCAGGCGCGCCCAACUCGUCUGGUCACCUUACGGGCACCCUUCCCACCGUCCAGCUUGGUCUCGAUCAGAUCGAGGCCCAAUCAAGGAGACUUGUUUCGAAGAUCCGGAAAAAUGACACUCUUGACGCGUCCCUGUCUCUGUUUGGGGGCGGCCCAGCCGGUUCUGCUAGAGAUGCUCGAAGUCUUACUGCUCUGAAUGGCCAGGGUACCAGCUCCAAAGCGCACUAUCUUCUGGCUGGUGCUGGGGUCAAUGCCGAGGAGCUUGGAAAGACAAUCGAUGGUGUCGAUCUACGGGGCACAUUCGAACCUCUGCAGCCCUUACAAGAUACCGAUGUUGAGGGUUACCUCAAACACGAACACGAGCAAUCUAUCAUCGCGUCGAUUGAAGAGGGUAGGAGGCAGACCGUUCAAGACUUCUAUCAAAUCUUAGAUCGAUCAAUGAGACGCAAUUGGGAAGAGCAGAAGGAGCUUCUUUUCGAAGAACUGGCGCGCCAUCAACCCCAGUCCUCAAGUGAAGGUGGAAAUAUGCUGUCAAUGUUUUCGACCCACUCUUCCCUUAACAAUCUAUCCGAAAUUGCCAACUCGCCAACUGGCUCACCAGACCAAUCAUCUCGCAGGUCCCAGUCGAAACUCCCAUUUUCGGAAAGCACGAACUUCAGUGGCAUUCAAAGCGUCAGUCAUCGCACCGGCUCCAAUCAGACUGACUUGCACGGCAAAAUGAUGAAAUACGACCAGGCGGUCUCUAAGCUCAACGAACGACGUCUUCAGAAUGCAUACUUUCCAAUCGUUCAUGCAUUCAAAGACGCUAGCUUGUCAAUCACCGAUGAUAACGCCGGGUCCUCCCAAAAUGCACCCCUAACCGACACAUGGAAUCUUCUGGCUCAGCUCGUCCAGGAGAAAAACACUGGUCUGUCCGAUCAAGACAACGAGAUGAUCGGUGGAAUCAGGUUGACUACCAUUUCAGCCGAGCGUAAAUAUGCUAAACAUUACCUGGGCGAUCCUCAAAGUCUUGAAGCCAAAAACGUCCGCAAGCAGUUGGCGGAUGGCGCCAAAGCACAUUUAGAACAGCAAUUUAUCACCCAUAUCAGCAUGCAAAUCGCCGCCCAUCCACAAGAGGCUGCUCUCGGUGGGGACCCAUCGACAGCCAACAAAGUCAGAGCUUACGUCGAUCUAAAAUUUUGUAAAAAUGGAGCCUGGACAGAUAAACGGCUAGAAAUCAUCAACAAUACGCCUGUUUGGGCCAGAAUAUUCUACCUGCUGCGGAUCGGGCAAGUUUCUGAAGCCUUGAAAUUCACCAAAAGCUUUGAACAGCAUAUUCGGAAAACCGAGCCCAACUUCUUGUCCUAUUUUUCCUCGUGGGCUUCGAGUUCCGAUCGGCGCUUAUCCAAAACCUUGCGGGACAGAUUCUUAGCCGAAUACAACCAAAGGACCCGAGAGGUUAGUGGAGCCGAGGGAGGAUUUGGCUCCGGUACCAGUCAUGCGACCACCGCCAACGUGGAUCCAUUCAAACAUGCUGUCUAUAAAAUCAUCGGAAGAAUCGAAAUUCAACGCAAGAAUGUUCCGGUGGCUAUCGCCAGUAUGGAAGAUUGGGUCUGGCUGCAGUUGGUCCUCGUCAAGGAAACUGACCCAGCACUCGAUCAUCCUGUAUCCAGUAACAACAACUCUAUCUCAUCCGCCCAGGAUCGCUACGGCUUGGAGGAGUUUGCUCAGGUAAUCGCUAAAUACGGCGAGAAUCACUUCGACCCCAAUGGUAAUCGACCCCUAAUGUAUUUCAGAGUGCUUUUGAUGAGCGGCCAAUUCGAAAAGGCGUGUUUGUUCCUUCAACAAAAGCCACAUUAUCAAGUCGACGCGGUACAUUUUGCCAUAGCCCUAUCAUACUACGGCUUACUGCGUAUAUGUGACAACGCUCCCUCGUCCGAGGGUCCAGCUUCCUCUCCUAAGGGCAGAUCAUCUAGUAUAAGCCUCCCGUCGGUGAACUUCGCGCGCUUGAUCUAUCGGUACACCCGUCUUUUUGCCAAGAGCGCGCCUGAAGUAGCCGUGCAGUACCUAUAUUUGAUCUGUCUGAAUGCCGAUGCUCCGCCGGCUUCACUCGGCCAAAAUCAAAUCACGCUCUGUCACACUUAUAUUGGCGACCUCGCUGUUGAAACCGCAUCACGGGAAGAAAUCCUGGGUGAUGUGCGCAACGAUGGUACACGGAUACCGGGAAUGAUUGAAAGGGAUUUGAGUCUGAUCAAGUUAUCUAAUCAGCGCGAGUAUCUGGAAACAAUCGUCAAGCAAGCAGCAGAGCGAGCUUUCCGGGAGCGACGAUUACGGGAUGCGAUCCGACUGUUCAACAUAGCAGAAGAGUACGACCGAGUGAUCGCAGUGAUAAACAUCGAGCUCGGCAAUUCGUUAUUCCAGCCGGGGAGCAAGCCGGCCUCGGGUCGGAUCGGCGACGAGAUGGACGGCGCCGGGCCCAAAGGCGCUACCGUCUCCCUCACUGCUUCCGAGGACAUCGUCGCCGUCGCUAACAACGUCUUGGCCCAUUACGAUCGCACUUCCACUAUCUCAAGUCGCAUCACCCGCAAGAACCGCGAAACCUGUGCGUUGUUGUUGAGAUUAAAAGCCGUCUUGGAUUUGCAUGAACAGGGCAAAAAUGAGCAAGCAUUGUCUAUGCUGGAUUCGAUCGAUCUCCUGCCGACCGGAAACGAUCUAGUUCAGAUCAUAAGGAAGUCUGAACAAGUCAAAGAUUUGGACGAUACGAUUGUCAAGAACUUGGAUGUGAUUGUCUUGAGUGGGAUGAACAUCCUUUUCCAGGUGUUCAGUAGCUUCAAAGAUAGUCCCUAUGGUGAUGCUAGCCGCCAAGCUAAAAUGGCCGAGAUCAAAACUAAAGCCCGAGCCAUUACUACUUUUGCUGGGAUGUUGCGAUACCGGUUAUCCCCUGAAACCUACUCGCAACUUAGUCGAUUACAAGCUUAUUUACAUUAA
This is a messenger RNA of Puccinia triticina, 3168 nucleotides long. RefSeq lists its product as uncharacterized. The record is from RefSeq and is a predicted model, not a curated record. Bases 1 to 3168 code for a protein of 1055 amino acids. The transcript has 10 exons. Gene Ontology annotation, biological process: poly(A)+ mRNA export from nucleus; protein import into nucleus. Gene Ontology annotation, molecular function: structural constituent of nuclear pore. Gene Ontology annotation, cellular component: nuclear pore. NCBI's taxonomy places the organism in Eukaryota, Fungi, Basidiomycota, Pucciniomycetes, Pucciniales, Pucciniaceae.